GAUGGCUCUGGUGACCAAACCCAAGAAAUGUUUACUCAGACCUACUCUGUCACAGCUAAAUCAUCUCUCUAUAGCACUAAGGCACCAACAACAGCGUCUCCUGUUACAUCAACUACCUUUUUAGCUGCCAAUCAGAUAACAGAGAUUUCCACCAAAGAGACUGCAACAACUCUGCCAUCAACAAGUGACAUUGCAAUUACACAACAACCUCAACUGCUAUCAAGCACAACUAUCCCGAUCAUUGAUGAAUUUGAGUCAAGUUCUUCAAACACCUUGAUAGACAAACACAGCUCAACUGUUCAAACAACAGAAAUUUUAACAGAGGAAUCAUCGGCCAACUUUUUUUUGGCAACCACUGACCAAACAGUAGUUCCAAGCAGCCACUCAGACAUAGUGAUUGGCAGCUCACAGCAAACAGCUACUACAUCUCCAAGCACCACGCAGCCAUCCAUUCCUAUUAUUGAUGACAUUGUUGAUCAAAACCCUGAUUUUACUACCAAAGUUGCGGGUAAAACAUCAACCACCAUCUCUUCAUUGUUCAGUACAGAAACACCAGCAAUAACAACAGCAUUCCUUGCAACUGAAAGGUCAGAAUCUGUGGUUAUUACAUCUUUGUACAGUACUGAGAGGCCUAUUUCACCUAACACAGAAAAGAGCACAGGAUCAAUAUUAACUGAUGAAGAAGGUUCAGCUGAUGUAGCCACUACACCUGUUUCUUCCAUGUUCAGUACAGACACACCACCAGUAGUGUUAGAAACAACAAAGAGCACUGCAACAGAUGAAACAUCAUUUGCUCUUACAGAGGUUCUCACGAAAGCAACAGUGGAUACAGCUACCACAGUGUCUUCAAUGAUUAACACAGAGAAGCCAUUAUUGACAACAGCCUCACUUGAAACAACUGAAACAAGAGAAGUUUUAAAAUCUCAUGUUACUGCUGCUUCAUCUCUCUACAGUACUGAGAAACCAACACCCUUGCCACCAAUUACCUCCAGCCAUUAUCAAAGCAAAUUCACAUUCUCUACAGCAAUAGAUGAAAUUCAGGCAGCUGAAACUCAGAGCAUAUCGCCUGGUGUUGAAUCAUCAACACAAUCCUCACCAAAGUUCAUGACAGAGAAAUCUAAAGAUCCUACCCAAUUUUCUACUACAACUGAGGCAAUGACAAAAUCAAUGCCAGGAAGUGGUGAUUUUACAGAAGGAGAGUAUUCAGGAGAUUACACAUAUGUACCUUCAGAUGAAAAUCCCAUAAAAACACCAACAGCUACUGAGCAACCGACUGUGGAACAAACAACCAUAGCAACAACCACAUUUUCACCAUCAAUUACAUCCACAUUUGUUGAGGAAAAAAGUUCAAGUAAUGGAGAAUUUACAACUGUCACAUUAAGCCCCUAUAUGCUUAAAACCUCUCAACCUAUGGCAAUCCCCAGUGUCACAGUGUUUUCCUCAAAGGAACCUUCUACUUACAUUGACGAUGAAAGUUCUGGUUACUUAACUACAGAAAAUGAUUCAGAGUCAGGUCUGGACGGAUCUGGUGCGGAGGAAUCCAUUGAGACUACCACAAAACCCCAGGAUGAAUUUGUUGUGACUACCGAUGAGACUGAAAUAGAUGAAAUGGAGAGUGCAUCAAGUGCUGCAUCCUCGACUCAAUCCAGUGUACAGAUUACAAGUACAUUUAUGUCAUCAACCCAAUCUCCACAUAUGACAAGAACUGAGAUUUACAUUACUGAACAGGGCAGUGGGGUUGACGUAGAUGACCCUGAAGAGGAGAAUUCAGGUGAUUACUUUUUUGGGGGGUCAGCUACAUUUGUACCACUUACAAGUUCUCCUAUGAUGGCCACUACUGAAGCAGCUACAAAACAAAUCAUUUUGUCCUCUACUGCUGUUGCUAUUACUGAGGAGAGCUCAAGUGACCAAACAAAGUCCACAGAGGCUCUCUACAGUACUGAGAAACCAACAUCAGUGUCAACUGAAAUGGACACUUCAACAGUUCAAGAUAGCUCAGCUGAGGCAUUCACUCUGACGUCCUCUGUGUCAUCUUCAACUGUGUCAACUUCAACUCCACCUGGGGCUUUGCUUACAUCUUCAGGUUUAUUUAAAAUUGCUGAAAGUUCGGACCAUGCUAUCAGCAAACAACCCUUACUUUUGGAAUUAGUGCCUUCCUCCACAGGAGUAACUGAGCCACCUAUGAGUAGUACUGCUCCCUCCACAGGUACAAGCCCAGUGUAUAGAAAGGAGCAUGGUUCAGGUGACCAUACCACUGAUGUAUUUACUAAAGUGGAUGCUAUAGUGUCUUCAGUGUUCAGCACAAAGAAACCAACAAUAACAACAGCAUCUCAUGAAAGUGCAUCUGUUGCUACUACAGAAAGUACAGAGUCUUCCCUGUUUAGCACAGAGAAAUCUAAAACAGCAGAAUCAGACAAAAGUGGAAUAUCUGACAUUCCACAAUCUACUGUAACUGUAGCUUCUUCUCUCUACAGCACUGAAAAGCCAAAUAUAACAACAGUAUAUGGAGCCACAUCUGCCCAGUCAGUUAACAUGUCUGCAACUGAAAAAUCAACCCCAAGUCCAGCCUUUACUUUGACAGAGGGAGAGAGUUCUAGUGGCCAAACCGCUGAGAUGUUUACCUCAAAGCCAUCAGUGAUAGAAAGUGUCACAUUUGGAGAAGCAGCAGGUGAAACCGAAACCUUUGUUUCAGUUACACCAAUCUCUGGUGAGCAGGUUUCCUCACAGGAAGGUGAAAUUACUCCAGAAACAGAAAGCCCCAUCACACCUGAAGCAACAGAGCCUCAUGUUUCAAGCACUGGGAAAAAUGGUGUUACUGAAGCUGAGCACAUAACGCAAUCCUCCUCUACAACUAUGUUCCCCCAUACAGUUGCCGCUUCAGUUGGUGAUCACACUACAGUUGACUUCACCAGUGAACAUAAACAAGAUGGAUUCACAUCGAUGUCCACCCCCAUUCCCUCCAUUAUAUAUCAUAGUGUUACAGACCAACAGGUCGUGAUCAUCACUCCUAGUAGCAGCCAAGCCAAGACUGACCUUACUGAACAAACACCUACCAUGGUCCUACAUGUGUCUAAACCAUCGACCAGCACAACCAUCAUAUUCACAGAGGAUGCAAAAGAUGAAGAUGAGCUGUUCUCUGCAGAUACAGAUAAUAUAAGGGAAGGCAGCCCCACUCCAGAGCUUUUCACCAGAGAUGAUGCUAUCAUUAAUGCAGAUACUAUCUCCAUAGUUCCCUCCUCUUCAUUUUACCCAACCAUCCAGACAGAGGAAGCUGGAGGACUCACAGCAGUUACAAUUACACCAAAGCUUGAAGUAACAGAAGAAGGUUCAGGGACUGAUGGUGCUACCUUCUUUUCUCCUACACCAGUGACUUUACAUGAAGCCUCAGCCACUAAUUUGCCAUUAGCCUCAAUGUCUCCACUUCACUCCACUUCAAAACCAUCAACUGUAGAAGGCGUUUCUAGUAUGGAGACAUCCAGUGAAGAGACAGUCACAUCUGCUCCACAGGCCAGCCCAGCUAACACAGUGUUUACAAAGUCAAGCUCUAAAGAAACAUAUGCUUUAACUACACCACAUGCAUUUUCCCCUAUUGAAGCUCAUACCAAGUCAGUUCCAGAGCUGGUGAUGGAUAGUUCAUCAGGCGAGGAGACUGAUAAUGUCACUGAGUCUGUUACUGAGUUUGCCGCCUCCUCAUCUUUGCCUUCUCAACUUACCUUAACUGAAACAACAGAUACAAGCUCAGUCACUCCAGUUUCCAGUGAGGAGUAUAUGGUCAGCACAGGUGAAAAAGUAACAGUGAAACCGUCUGUCACUUCUGUGUCAGACGUUACUGAUACAGACACCUCAAGCGAUCAAACUUCAGCUUCAACAGUGAAGGUGCAACCAGUAACAUUUUCAGUUACCUCACCUGAACCUGGCACAGAGGAGACUGAAAUAGCUGUAUCAAGUACUGCUUCCAGUCUCUAUAGCAUUAGGAAGCCAACUGCCACAUCCUCUGUUGAUGUUACUGGGAAGGAUAAAUCAGAUGAUCACACUCAUGUGGAAGAACCCGUGACACAGACAGCUGCGCCUCUGCACAGUACAAUGAAAAUGGACCAACUGCUAUCUACAACAACGUUAUCUCCUCCCUCUAUCAACGAUAAACUUUCAGUGGCAAGUAACACAGAUGUUGCAAGUAUGGAUGGCUCUGGGGAUGAGAUCUCAGAUACCACAACUGCAUCACCUAAGACAGUGUCAUCUGAGAGUGAAAUAACUGUAGCCACUCCAGUAUCCCUUCUGUUCAGCACAGAAAAACCAAGCACAAUAACCCAUGAGGAUGAAACUCAAAUGAGUGAGAUAAUGACAGAUGUAGAGAAGGCAUCAUUGUCAGAGACAGUUUCAUACCCUAUUAAUGGAGCAACAUCAGCCCCAGAACAUGAAGAGAGCACAAGGGACCAUAUCACUUCUACAUCUACAAAAGAAUCCAUUCCUACAACCACAAUGUCUUCUGUACAAAGCACUUCAAAGCCUGAUGUGAUAAUUCAGUUUGUCACCACCUUUGCCCCAGAACUAGAUACAAAACCACCUGAGGUGUCCUUCCAACAGGCCAGAUCUGAGAUCACAUUCACUAAUCAUCCCCAAAUUGACAACUCCUCUGAGAAAACUGAGUUGGCCACAACCAGCCCAAUGUUACCCAAUGAGGAGUCAAACCAACACUUUGAACCUAGUGAUGUGACUCCCCAGACUGUAGUCACAACCACGCUACUGGAAUAUAAGACAGCUGAACCAAGCCAAGCAUCUAUAACCAAAGAAGUCUCAACUGAUGCAGAAGGUAGCACAUCUACUGAUGUUACAAUGACUUCACAUCCUACAGAUGAAACAGUAGAUUCUAAAGAGACAGAGACUGCUGGGGUUGAAUAUACAACUCCAAAACCUGCAAGUUCAGGGACGGAAGUAGUGGUCACCACAAAGCCAGAUGAACACAUUUCCUCUGAACCUAUUUCAAAUACUCCCCAAAAGUCAUUUGAACAAGCCAGGUCAGAGAUUGCACUAACACACCGCCCUCACACUGAUCUUUCUCCUCACAAUGUAUCACUGAUCACAACUCCCCCUAUGUUUGCAAGUCAUGUAACAAGCCAGAUUACAGAAUCAACAACUGUACCUACUACCUCGUCUUUGGUGGCUGAAGAUGUAUCUAGUUCCAGUUUUUAUCAGACAGAUGAGCCCCCAGAUUAUGACUCACCAAUCCCCAAUUUAGCUGAAGCAGAGCCGCAAAACAGUGAAACUAUAGCACCACAAAAAGUGUUUAUUACUACAACACCUGCCAUUCCUCUAACAUCUGAGAGUGAUCUUGUUGACUUUAUGCGUAAUACUGUACCUAGCUUAGAAGAAAAAGCAACUAAAUCACCUGUAGUUUCAGCAUCAGAAUCCUCUAGUUCCGAAAGUGGUUCAGAAAGCCGGAUCAGCUCAGAAGAAAGCAUGUCCACAGCAAGCACUGUUAAGUUGGAUGGUGAUGUGGUUGGCAAUAUCUCCUCUGUGCUUCUAUCUUCCACGACUAAGUCACCCUUUGUCCUUAGCAGUGGGGCUGAAAGUGGUUCUGUCAGUUCUGAGAGUGUGUCUGGAGAGAUUAUGACUACAAAGAAACCAAAGAUUGACAAUAUAUGGGAGCAGUCUCUGUCCCCAGAUAAAAUCCAAACUGUAUUCAAAUUAGAUGCUACCACAGCUUCAAAGAUGGAGUCCACUAGUGUUGAUAGUGCCACUGGAAAAGAAGAAGUUGUGGGAAAAAUUAAGGGAGAUGUCUCUCCUCACACUGAAAUACCCACUAGGGCUCAUACAGAGUUUACAACAGUGACACCAGCUAAAGCACAAAACCAGUCAGUGUCAGUUGCAUCUGUAGCCACCACUCAGCCAUCAUUUUCUAAGGAUAAUAUGAAGCUGGACAGUGACAUAACUGCAUCUCCAUCAUUUACUGGGGAACCAUUACCAAGAGGAGAAGAAACAACUGAGCUACCUGACACAGGAGUUGAUUUGGGACACACCGUCAUUGGUGAGACUGUUGAAAUUCCAGAAGUUCAAUCGUGCUCACAAAACAUUUGCUUGAAUGGAGGAUCUUGCUACAAGCGUGGCAGCAUCUCCACAUGUAGCUGUGCUCCUGGUUACAAUGGUGAUCUCUGUGAAACAGAUAUUGAUGAGUGCCAGUCAAACCCUUGCCGCAAUGGAGGUACAUGUGUUGAUGGGUUGGCUUCCUUUACAUGUGUGUGCCUCCCAAGCUACUCUGGGCUGCAUUGUGAGGAGGAUACAGAAACAUGUGACUAUGGCUGGCAUAAGUUUCAGGGCCACUGCUACAAGUACUUCCCCCAUAGAAGAAACUGGGACACAGCAGAGAGAGAGUGUCGCAUUCAGGGGGCUCAUCUGACCAGCAUCCUCUCCCACGAGGAGCAACAGUUUGUCAACCGUCUUGGACAGGACUACCAGUGGAUUGGCCUGAAUGAUAAGAUGUUUGACAGUGACUUCCGCUGGACUGAUGGCAGCCCUAUGCAAUAUGAAAACUGGAGGCCCAACCAGCCUGACAGCUUCUUCACUUCUGGCGAGGAUUGUGUUGUGAUGAUAUGGCAUGAGGACGGCCAGUGGAAUGAUGUUCCUUGCAACUACCACCUCACCUUCACCUGCAAGAAGGGCACAGUGGCUUGUAGCGAGCCCCCUCUGGUGGAGAAUGCACGUACCUUCGGUAAGAAGCGUGAGAGAUAUGAGAUCAACUCGCUGGUGAGGUAUCAGUGCCGGUCAGGCUUUAUUCAGAGGCACGUCCCAACUAUCCGUUGUCGUGGGGAUGGACAAUGGGAUAGCCCUAAAAUCUCUUGCAUGAAUCCAUCGAGCUAUCAGAGGACCUUUAUCAGAAGACAUCAACACAAUACUCUCUACAGCAUCAACAACUUCAAGAGAUGGCCGGAUGAGGCCUUCCGCCUUCAGCAACAGCGCUACCGAGGAAGGAGAGACAGGAAUGAACAUAAGCAGAAGAGACAGUGAUGGCCAUGUAACGUGGCACAGUUUCGCCGAGAUGAUAACACAUGGCUGAUGCUUGUGUCGAAAGAGGAACGGAUUCUCAAAGGAAAAGCACAAGAGAAAACUAAUCAAAGAAACCAAGAGGAUAACCAGCAGUGUGGUUGCAUUUCAGAUGACGAUGGAAUCUUAUGAAGUGCCUUUGAAAGAGAGGCUGAUACAUGACUUUUCUUAUCAAGGGGCACUGUUUUAUAACAAUGCCAAUGUGGAUAAAAUACUUUCAGCUGGCUACUGGAAAAGCAAAAAAUACACUCAUCAUUCUUUCUUAAACUGUGGAAGAUUUUUCUUUGUCCUUAGCUUAUCAAAUAAUACAAUCAUGACUGUUAUCUAAUACCUUUCUACACCAACCGUGCUAUUCAAAAUCACCAUAAGUGUUCCUUAUUCAUAGAAAAAAAAGCUGUUGUGAAAUUAUAGCGCUUAUAUUAUGUAAAGGAAUCCAUUAUGUUGUCAUGCUGUUUUAAGCUGGACUUCAUUUUAAUGAGCAUGCAUGCAAAUGCAUAUAUAUUGAAGUCCUCAUAAUUUUAAUAUGUUUAUUCUAUGUCAAGAGAUCCAAGUUUGGCUUCUCAGAACACAAAUGGAGGCAUCAUUGGCAAUGAUUGAUCAUGCAACAGAUUUUAACAGAGUUUAUAUUAGUAGAAUAUUAUAUCACAUACUUUUGACCUGUAAACCUUUACAAAGAAACUUGCUCCAGUUUUCAAAUCUAAUCAACAGAGACACUAAUCAUAUUCCUGAGAAUGGUUUCAUGGCUUUGCUAGCAGUAGUUAUUAAGAUUCCAGAUUAAUAAUACAGCCAAGUCUGGGGAAAUUUCACCAAGUCACUCAGUUAACUGCAGGAGACCUUCUUUGUAGUGGCAGCUUUCAAAGUACCAAAUUACCAUCUUUAAUUAACUCUUGCCUUGUUAAUUAAAGAUGUCAUCGAUAACUGUUGAUGGAUAGAUUUUCUUCUAUUUUUAAAAACUUACUGAUAUACCUUUUGUAAAAUGUUUUUUUCAAUUUAAUAUGAGAGAGUACUUAUCAACAAAGCCUCUAUCCACUGAUUGGGAAUUGUUGUCCAUCAACCUUUGAAAUGUAAAAAGGGAAGUGUGGCUCAAGUAGCCUGUAUUUUCUGCUUGUGUGUUUGGUGAUAACUUACAAUUAGUUGCUACAGCAUGUUUACAAUACCUGUUAUGCUGUUCAUAAGUAUACACCAAAGAGUCUUGCUCUCAUCUGUUGUUGUCAUUCUGUAGCUUGUGAUGGUUUUAUAGGUAAUGCUUUUCUUCUGCACACUUUUCUGUUAUUGUGGUCAAUUGGAAUCAGCCAUUGAGAGAAUGUAUUUUGUGAAACACUCAAAAAGACUUGAACGUAACGGCUGUUUAGGCAGAGAUGCAUAUAAUUUAUUUUCAAGCUGCUCUUGAUCUCCUUACUUGUUUUAUACUCACAGGUAAAAUAUGAUGUUGUCACCUGGCCCAGCAGUGCUCUUCAUAUAUUUUUAUUGUUUGUACAACAGGAGACCAGCCACAAUCACAGACUGUCUAAAAGGAAUGCAAUGAAGAUGAAAAAUGACUCAACAAUACAAUGGAUUUAUACGUUUUUUUUUUUAUCAUGCCAGAAGUGGACCAAAGAAUAUGGAGGGCCCAAUCGGCUGCAAUACUGUUAAAAAUGUUUGUACAUGUGGAUGGUUAUGUGUCUCCAGCAUUUUUUAAAAUAGAAAAUGUGUUUGUUUUGUCUGCCUGUGAAUGUGUGUGUGUGUGUGUGUGUGUGUGUGUGUGUGCGUGUGUAUGUAUGUAUUUCAGCCUUAAUGUGCAUAUAAUAUCCUUUUAUAUUUAUAACAGUUUGUUUUUUUAUUUUACAAUGUGAAUGUCUGGGAUGUUUGUGAUUUUUUUGUGAGAUCAAACUGUUUUUUCCUGCUUUAAAUCACCAAAGAAAUAAAAUAUAUGGAUAUUAUAUGUAUACUCAUAA
This is a messenger RNA of Morone saxatilis (striped sea-bass), 8972 nucleotides long. RefSeq names its product versican a (gene vcana). The record is from RefSeq and is a predicted model, not a curated record. Lineage: Eukaryota; Metazoa; Chordata; Actinopteri; Moronidae. The transcript has 8 exons. Gene Ontology annotation, molecular function: calcium ion binding; signaling receptor activity. The annotation marks the transcript as partial.